Messenger RNA from Acaulospora morrowiae, 1788 nucleotides. Lineage: Eukaryota; Fungi; Glomeromycota; Glomeromycetes; Diversisporales; Acaulosporaceae. The record is from the annotation of a GenBank genome assembly.
GAUUGGCAACUCCAAGUCGUCAACAUUUUGUCAUUGUGUCCCAUUAUUGAGAGAGUCCCGAGGUCAAGAAGUCUACAAAUUUUACUACCUGAUUCCGAGAAUAUUCUCUCCCAAGAAUUUGUGGAACGUAUUUUAGAACUUUUUAACAAAAUUCCGACCACCGAACAAACAAUAGCAUCACAAUGUUCAUUCUUUCGACUAUGUAUCGACAUUGUUUCGCCAAAUUCACCAUUGCGUAUUUACCUUUAUAAAAUACUUUUCGGAAAAGAACCAUGUCCAUUUUUUGGUCCUGUUUUAUCAAGUGUUUUGGUUGAGGUCAUAAAAAUGGAAUCACAGACUCUUGCCGAAAUAAUUCGAAAUACGUCCGCUAUUUUAGAUGACUCUAUUCAUCUAAAUGCAAUAAACGCUGCUCUCAAAAGUAAUCAUUUGGAUUCUCCGAUCUUUGCUUUGUGCGGUGAUGUGAUGCAAAGAAAUUUUUUUUCUUUCUUUUCGUUCCAGGAUUUGUUCAAUAGUUUUCAGGACGCAGUCAAUCUUUUACGCAGCACAAAUGUCGAACCUUUACAAUCUAUAUUGGCCGUUGCCUUACUCAAAGAGUUUGUGAACACCCUUUGGAAAUCAUUGGUGUCAAUCCGGGAUGCCACGAGAGAACCCUUGGAGUUUGAGGUUGAUGUGGAUAUUAAUGAGCUAGUUGAAAACAUCAAUCGAGCUAUGGAACGUCAAUCAUUUCAAAUUCGUUCUUUAAAAUUAUAUUUCCUUCGUGAUUUAUAUGCCAAAGGACUUUCACUGCAUGGGAUUAAAUGUUUUAGUAAAGUGCAAGGCGAAACAUUUCCUUGGCUAAACGAUCUCGAAUGGAGUGACGAAGACAAUCGAAUAGGCUUCGUGCCUUACCGUUUUUAUGCCCAGUACAACGAAGCGGAGGAAGCAUUUGAACCACUGUACAUGCGCGGGCAGCAAAUGAAAGCCGAAAAUUUUCUAAAUUAUGUUUUAACUGACUCAUCAAUAAGUAAAAAGAUGUCCUUGAUGGGUAUUGCCAUCUCUCGCCUUCGUGACAUAUAUGCCUUGCGUGAUUUAAGCCUGCACGAAAAAACGGCGAUUCAAUUUUUGCACACUCAAUUAUCAAAUAUGCCAUUUGACAACUUUUAUCGAGAAACCUUAUUAUCUUUCAUCACAAAUACUCAUCAACUUUAUCUUAUUUCACCGGUAACAAGUCAGUCAGAGUUGUUGAUUCGAUCGGUUAUUGUUCACAUCGUUGCGCUCCAUUCUUGCCUUUCUGCAUCGAAUUCUCCAUUAGCUGCAUAUCUGCAAGCAUUGAAGACCUGUAAAGAGACAUACAUACUAACAUCCAGUUCGGACGUUGAUGCAAACAUUCUUAUUGAAAUUGGAGAGGCGCUUGGUCAAUUUACACGUUACGAAUGCGAAUGUGGCUUUAAAUACAUUGUUACCGAGUGUGGUGACACGAGAGAAGAGGGCAUUUGUCCACAAUGUAAAAGUCGUAUCGGAGGAAUAAACAAUAAGGUCAAUCCUGGAAAUAGACGUAUCGACGUUCAAACAAUUCGUGGAAAUGAAGAGGCAAAUGAACGGAUGGGAUAUGCAUAUGAGUCUACUGAAAGCAGAAAAGACAUCAACUAUCGUAUUCGGGGGAUGACCUUGGCAUCUUAUCGCGUGCUGCAUCUUUUCGUGCAUACACUUAUUGCUGCAACUUCGCGUGAAGAUUGUCAGGACUUUUUCAACAUCAAAGAGCCUAUUGAGUAUUGUAAGCGACACAUUGAAAUGACUGGCACAUUUUAA